UAGAACAGCGUAAUUCAUCGCCCUGCACGUUUCAAGUCGGAACUGAAAACAGUAUUUUUUAUUGGAUUUUUCCUGUUCUAAGUUCAUCAUAUCGUUACUUUAACCACUCAGGAUAUUAGCAAGAAGGCGAUGUCGAGUGAAAGGGGAAGCACUGGUCGUGGUAGAGGACGAAGGUCAAGAGGGGGACACGAAGAAACAAACGGAGGCCCAAGCACUAGUUCUGGUGCAGCCCCGGUCCCUGAGACACCCCUCCCUGUCCCCUCAGCAACAAAGUCAUCAUCCACCAAAAGCAUUAAACCGACAGGAACGAGUUUGAAAAGAAUUCAGAAAGAAUUGGCUGAAAUAACAUUGGACCCACCCCCUAACUGCAGUGCUGGACCCAAGAAUGACAAUAUGUAUGAAUGGGUGUCAACCAUUCUAGGACCCCCAGGAUCUGUCUAUGAAGGGGGCGUGUUCUUCUUGGAUAUACAUUUUUCCACAGAUUAUCCAUUCAAACCACCAAAAGUUACAUUCAGGACUCGUAUUUACCAUUGCAACAUUAACAGUAAUGGAGUUAUAUGUCUGGACAUUUUGAAAGACAAUUGGAGCCCAGCCCUUACAAUAUCAAAAGUUUUACUAUCAAUAUGUUCAUUAUUAACAGACUGUAAUCCCUCCGACCCAUUGGUGGGAAGCAUCGCUACACAGUACCUACAGAAUCGGCCAGAACAUGAUAGAGUUGCCAGACAGUGGACGAAACGAUUUGCUACAGGAUUGUAACAGAUUGUUGGCUUUUAGAAAGAUGUCUGAAUGAAAGAAGUCCUCUCUAUCUGCAAUCAUUUGGAAUAUAAGAUCAAAAAAUUACGUUUGUUAACUCAUCUUUGCGCAUUUGCAGUUCAGUGAGGCAAAAAUUUGGAAGACUCCUCAAAUACUGGGUUACUCAAAAUUUAUUCAUGUAAAUUCAAAGUCUGUGAAACAGAUAUGAAAAUGUAUGAAAGAUUUGAAAGAACUUUGAGUUACAUCGAGAAGCAUAUGGUAGUCUGCCUAGAGGACUAUAAUUCAGUCAGACAGAUGAUGAAAGUGUAAAUUAUUAUUAAUGAACUGCCAGAUAAUAUUUUAAAGUAAUGUACUAUUAUGUAAUUGUAUGUGAAGUCUAUUUGUAUUAUUUGUGAGAUCUGAUUGGGUAAGCCGUUUGUCAGAUGUUAUUUGUGAGAUGUGAUUGGGUAAGCAUUUUGUCACAUGUUAUUUAAGGGAGUUGAGUGUUUUAAGUUGUAUGAGCAUGUUGUGUCAGUUGUUUAUAUGUAUGUAAUGUUAUGAGAUCUUGAAUGUGAGAGCACCUGUUAAUGUGACAUUUCUGUUGUAUGUUGAUUUGAUCAGCGUAACAUAAAUCAGCUCCCAUCUUACUGGCUCUGUUUACAGUACAAAUUUAGGAAAUAUUUGACCUUUUAAAAUAAAAGUCUCUAUUUGGUGCUGAAUCGUUAGAGAAAUAAAUUAUAAAUUCUAUAGUUUUAAGACAUUCAAAUUAAUUGAUAUGGCAAUCUUUCAAGAUUUGUUUAGUUUAAAUCAGGCAAAGAAAAGAAGUGAAAAAUCACAACCAAAAUCAACCCAAUUUUUUUGUUCAGUAUUUUAAAUUUUACGUUCAACAACUUGUAAUUUACAAAUUUUACUGCAUGAUACAGUGGCCUCUUAUUUUAUGUUAUAGAGAUGUCGGGUUACUGACUGCUUGUUGCCUGACUUCAUAUAUUUGGUAAUUCAUGUGUAUUACAGAAAGUUGAAUACACAGCAUUUCAGAAUACUAUUGAAAAUUAGUAAUCCGAUUUCUCAUAAAUUAACUAGAUUGUUCUUUUGACCACUUGUAAUAAUUUCUAUUGUCCAUGAUCUCUUGACCACUUGUCCUCAAAGUAAUACUUUCUAUUGUCCCAAAUUAAAUGACUAUUGUUGUAUUGAGCCAAUGUGAAAUAGAGCUCCUUAACAUGCGAAGAGAAAGCUACAUUCACAUGUACUGAUCUGUAAUUAUACAAUGAACUCUCAGUGGUAUUUUUUUAAACUAGGUGUAUUUUAUCAUGUCAUUUGUAAAAUUGUAUGGAAAUAAGUGUAAGAACAUAUAUUGUGUCUUGUCAUAGAUUUGUGACCAUAUGAGGAGGGCUAGUGAAAUGACUGUCCUGUCUAUUGAGAGAAAGAAUUUAUUGUGUCUUGUCUGUUGAGAGAAAGAUAUAUUGUAUUGGAAAUUUUGUUAUUGUUAGUUCUUUCAUAUUUUUACUGUAAUUUUAAUAGAAUGGGAGGAAAACUGUAUUGUAAAGGGAACUUGUAUUAGCUCUUUAGAUCUGAUUUAUAAAAAAAGUAAACAAAGUCUUCUCAGACAGAUUAAGACAAAUAUUCACAAACUUGGUUUUUUUUUGUACCGCAGACAGUUUUUUUAACUUACGGAUUUCAGAUAAUUGAAAAUUGAAAGUGCAAGAAAUCUGAAAAGGACAAAAUGAAGUUGGAAUACAGAACUAUUUCCACAUUGUUUACUUUGAAAAGAAUGGAAUGUGUCUUUUUGUAGUAGAAAGUCUCUUUGUAUUAAAAAUACAUGUGUUGUCUAUGAAUUUACCAAUGUCUUGCACUAAAAGAAAGAUGAAUUUAAUUUGACUCUGAAAUUAUGGAAAUAAAUUGAUGCAAAAUCAGCUGAAUAUUAUAUAUCAUACAAUUAAUUCAAAGUUCAUGAUUUACAAAAUGGUAAAUAUAGGGAAUUAAUAUGUCAAUAAAAUGUAACAUAAAGAAGUAUCAGUUUACUGUAUAUUUGUCAGUUUACUGUAUAUCUGUCAGUUUACUGUAUAUUACUGUAUAUCUGUCAGUUUACUGUAUAUCUGUCAGGGAGUAAGCAGUCCAAACAAAUAGCCUUACAUAUUUAUUCCUGACUAUAAGAUUCUCUAUUCACCUCCUUACAUUACCUAGAUCAUUUUACAAAAGAACAACUUUUUAAUUUCUUUUUAGUGAUAAAUUCAGUCAUUUUGUCUAAAAAAAAUUUUAAUGCAAAUUUCAAGUAAGCCCUAAAUGUGUUUUGAGGUAUAUUUUUUUUUCAAAAUCUUGUGGCCACUUGAGCACAUAUUUCAUAGCUGAGAUUAUCCACAGCAUCAAUUUAAAUUAUUUGUAUUAUAUCAGUGCAACACAACCUGCUUAGUUUGGGAAAAAAAUGCUUUACCUCUUCCUACCUAUUUGUUCAAUAUACAGCAAAGAGGUAUUUACACCGGAAUUAUGUAAUGUUUGAAUAGUAAGUAAAAUGGUGAAUUUAUUUUUGUUUUCUUGUUUAAAAAAAUUGAAAUAUUGUAAGUAAUGUCAUUUAAAGAACUCAUUUGUACAUUGAAUUAAUGAAUAACCUUAGUGAAAUGUGUAUGUUCAGCAUGGCUGGUAUCCAUUAAAAAGGAAAAACAACCAACAUUUUAGAUUGAUUUUUUUUUCAGUUAAAAAUGAAAAUUUAAAGCCAAAAAAAAUACAGUUGAAUUUGAGUAUAUUGUCACAUAAAGGGACAUAAUCAUGUUGAGCUACACAUCAAAACAAAUAAUUGAGGUUACCUCCCUUUAUACAAGUUGUUAUGAUUGUCAAUAAAUGGUAAACAUGUUUAUUA
Mytilus californianus (California mussel) is the source of this 3583-nucleotide messenger RNA. Its product is annotated as ubiquitin-conjugating enzyme E2 E1-like. The record is from RefSeq and is a predicted model, not a curated record. Bases 130 to 756 code for a protein of 208 amino acids. Gene Ontology annotation, molecular function: ubiquitin conjugating enzyme activity. NCBI's taxonomy places the organism in Eukaryota, Metazoa, Mollusca, Bivalvia, Mytilida, Mytilidae. The transcript has 5 exons. Gene Ontology annotation, cellular component: nucleus. Gene Ontology annotation, biological process: protein polyubiquitination.